Trichomonas vaginalis G3 is the source of this 375-nucleotide messenger RNA. RefSeq lists its product as uncharacterized. The record is from RefSeq and is a predicted model, not a curated record. Bases 1 to 375 code for a protein of 124 amino acids. Lineage: Eukaryota; Parabasalia; Trichomonadida; Trichomonadidae. The transcript has a single exon.
AUGCUUCCUCUCUUGAUCAAGAUGCUUCCUCUCUUGAUCAAGGUGCUUCCUCCUUCAUUAAUUCUCGUACCCUGGAGCUCCUCUCUUCAUCAAGAUGCUUCCUCCUUCAUCAAGAUGCUUCCUCUCUUCUUCAAAGUACUCUCCUAUCAGAUGCUCCUCUCUUCAUACAAGAGUGUUCCUCCUCUUCUUCAAGACUUCCUCUCUUCUUCCAAAGUACUUCCUCUCUUGAUCAAGAUGCUUCCUCUCUUCUUCAAAGUUACUUUCUCUCUUCAUCAAGAUGCUUCCUCUCUUGAUCAAGGUGCUUCCUUGUUCUUCAAAGUAACUUCCUCUUUGAUCAAGUGCUUCCUCUCUUCUUCAAAGUACUUCCUCUCUUGA